CAGAACCUGGACUCUGUUUCCCAUCAUGCACCAGUGGAGUCGCUCUGAGAUGCAGACAGGAGCCUCGGUCCCAGUGAUGUCCUGCAGCUCUGGGACCCGGACCGGUUCUGGAAUCACUCUGUGGGCUUGGCUGCUGCUUGGGGUCCUGGUGGUUCCUGGAACCUGGAGCUUUCUCGUUGAACAGGAGGAGGAACUGCUCGUGGAACUUCAUAACUACUACAGAGGGCAGGUGACGCCGGCAGCCUCCGCCAUGUUGCCGCUGAAAUGGGAUCCGGCUCUGAAACUGAUUGCUGAAGGCUACGCAGCCAAAUGUAUCUGGAACCACAACCCAGAACUGGAGGAAAUUGGAGAAAAUCUGUUUGCCAGCACCGGACCUCUCGACCUCCGAGAAGCUCUUGAGAAAUGGUUUCUGGAACGUCUGGACUAUGAAUACCACAACAACAGCUGUGAUGACGACCGAAUGUGUGGCCACUACACACAGAUGGUGUGGGCAGGGUCACACCGAGUGGGCUGUGCCUCCCAUGACUGUAACAGUAUGGAAGGGUUGGACUGGGACAAAACCUCAUUCCUGGUCUGCAACUACUAUCCAGCGGGGAAUUAUGAAGGUGAACGGCCGUAUGAAGAAGGAGACUCGUGUUCCAGGUGUCCUGAGGACAUGCAGAAAUGCGAAAACAACUUGUGUGUGGCUGACACUGUGGGGGAAGAGGAGGAGGAGGAGGAGGAGGAGGGAGGGACUGUUACUGCUUCAACAUUCAGCACCUCCUUCCAGCCUGAGGAGAAGGAGGAGGAGGACAAAGCUGAUCCAUCUCAACCCCUCCUGCAGCAUGUUCCCAGCGCCGCGCCCAAUGUUCUCACCAUCUCCUCUUCCUCAGGGAAGUCUGAGACGUCUCCACCCACAGCACAGCCUGUGCCGGGAAGACCGCGUCCAAACCUCCCCACCCUGUCCUGGAAGAAGAUUGAGAAGGAGGCAGCAUGGGAGAUGCCAGCAAAAAUGAACCAGGAUGAAAAACUCCAAACCAGUUGUGGUUCAGUGUUGUCCUCUUCCCUUGUUUUAGCUGGAAUGACUGGAGUCCUGAUCCUGAGGCUUUGAGGAGGAUGAGGACAGACUGGUUUCUAGGCCUUCAGACUUUUGAGGGACUCAUUUUCUAAAAAUGUAAAAAUGUGGAGGUUUUCAUUAAUUGAUAGGAAGUGCUGCAUCGUGUCUGGGGACGGGUUCGAGGACCGAGUGCUUCCUCUGUGGGCUGAAAUUAGAAUUCUAUGUCUUAUGACUGCCGUGACCGUGAGGCCAUGGCUGACUUUACAUUGUCCCAAAAAUUACCUCCUAUGUCCUUUCCUAAGAACCCCUUCACACAUAACACGACUGAAGCCGGCUGGCGUAUGAAGGAGGAAUUGCAUGCCAUUCGUGAAAAAUCAGAGCCGCCUCAAACGCCUCGUACAGCUGUUGCCACAACCAUUCGCACAGUGCAGUGUCUGAAAGAUAGAGAGUGCCCAGAAAAUGCCCAUUCGACCCCCUCUCGGCAGGUGUCGGCCAAAUUCCAGGUGCCACACAUUCAACACCUCUCACUGGGCACAUAGAAAAGGCGGAGCUAACAUGGCGCCAUUUUGGUUCCAACUGCGCUGAACUACUGAAUGAACCUUUUUGUUUUCAACAUUUUUUAAAUAAUUUAACCACAUACAGCAACACAUCCAGGUGCAGGUGGUAUCAAAAUAAAUAUAAAAAAUAGUUAAACUAUCAAAUUGACAGGAAUUUACAAUUUAUGAUGAUUUAUUUAAUUAAUUUAAAGCCUGAUUUAUGCAGCUGUAGCUUUGUAACUCCGUGUCAUGCAAUAACGUGUGUGGCAGUUUUAAAGUUCUCCGUCUCUGGAUUCUACUUUAUUCUGAACUAAUUUGACCCUCAACAAGCUUUUCUUUUUACAAUCAUCACCUCCAAAUCAAAGGGAAGAUGUACAAAUUCAUCUUUUACCAAUUUUGUGCUGUAAAGUUGAGGACUUUUUUGAUCCAUUUAUCAGUGUGCGCGCUGCAAAAACUAUUAUAAUAUGAUGGCAGACGAAGGACUGAAAGCAGAAAAGUGUCAAAUCACAGCCUUUUGUGUCUGAUUUAACAGGCGCACGUCAGGCUGCAGGUCCAAGU
This is a messenger RNA of Thalassophryne amazonica, 2130 nucleotides long. Its product is annotated as peptidase inhibitor 16-like. The record is from RefSeq and is a predicted model, not a curated record. The transcript is spliced from 6 exons. Gene Ontology annotation, cellular component: extracellular region. NCBI's taxonomy places the organism in Eukaryota, Metazoa, Chordata, Actinopteri, Batrachoidiformes, Batrachoididae. The coding region runs from base 26 to 1090 and encodes 354 amino acids.